CCAAUUGUUCAUGGUUAUCGGCCGUGUUAUCAGUGACUGUCGUCGAUCUUGCUAUCUCGCGGUCGGCAUGACCGCACCAUCCUGUCAUUCGCGGAAGAACCGUGCCAACGCACUCUCGGUUUUUGAGUUGCCUUUCGCUCGUCGACGGUCGGUCACAGUCGACCGACGUGGUCGCCAGAGCCGGUGCAUGUUGCAAAAUUACCAAUUGGUUCGUAACCCACUUCCUCAGUGGUGCUCCGUUGCGGCAGCUAUCCGGUACGCGAGUAAUUUGAAAACAAUCUGUCGUUUUGUUUCAUUACUUACCUACGCGUGUCAAAUAGUGUACAGUGAGUAACAGUGCGACUUACACAGUUAUAUCAUUUGCACUUGGUUGUGAUUUGUGAAACGUGAUGUGAUACCUACGUAUAAUAUAUCAAGAUUGUUCUAUGAAAAGGUCAAUGAGAAUGAUAGUUAUCUGUGCUGUGCCUCCUGUGGUAGAUCUUUUGUUGUGCAGAAAAUUGUAUAAAAACCAUGUUACGACGCCGAGGGACUUACACUGUUAACGCCGACCCUGAAAAUCGGCAAAGCAGAGUUAAAUCACCUGAACCUUCUACGUUGGUUACAAAAAAGAUUGGCAAGGACGGCUCAAAGGUGACGACUGUUGUGGCGACGCCGGGGCAAGGCCCCGACCGGCCACAGGAGGUGAGCUAUGCUGACAUGAAACUCAUCGGAAACGGCAGCUUCGGCGUCGUCUAUCAAGCCAAACUAUGCGACACCGGCGAGCUUAUUGCCAUCAAAAAGGUGCUCCAGGAUAAGAGGUUUAAGAACCGAGAACUUCAAAUCAUGCGACGACUGGAGCAUUGUAAUAUUGUCAAAUUGAAAUAUUUCUUUUACUCCAGUGGAGAAAAGAAAGACGAAGUGUACCUGAAUUUGGUGCUGGAGUACAUACCUGAGACUGUGUAUAAAGUGGCACGUCACUACUCCAAAGAUGAACAAACCAUACCCAUUAGUUUUAUAAAGCUAUAUAUGUACCAGUUGUUCAGAAGCCUCGCGUACAUACAUUCGCUGGGCAUCUGCCACCGAGACAUCAAGCCACAGAACUUACUUCUUGAUCCUAAGACCGGCGUACUCAAACUUUGCGAUUUUGGCUCGGCGAAACAUCUCGUUCGUGGCGAGCCUAACGUGUCCUACAUUUGUUCCCGAUACUACCGCGCUCCAGAACUCAUUUUUGGCGCUAUAGAUUACACCACCAAAAUCGACGUUUGGAGCGCUGGUUGCGUAGUAGCGGAAUUAUUAUUGGGUCAACCAAUAUUCCCAGGUGAUUCUGGUGUUGAUCAAUUGGUUGAGAUUAUCAAGGUACUAGGUACACCGACACGAGAACAAAUUCGAGAGAUGAAUCCUAAUUAUACAGAAUUCAAAUUCCCACAAAUCAAGAGCCACCCAUGGGCUAAGGUGUUCCGCGCGUGCACGCCGCCGGACGCGAUCUCGCUGGUGUCGCGGCUGCUGGAGUACACGCCCGGCGCGCGCCUGUCCCCGCUGCAGGCCUGCGCGCACAGCUUCUUCGACGAGCUGCGCGAGUCCACCGCGCGCCUGCCCAACGGCCGUCCGCUGCCGCCGCUCUUCAACUUCACGGAGUACGAGCUCAGCAUCCAGCCGUCGCUCAACGACUUCCUGAAGCCGCGCACGAGCGCGGGCCCGGCGCCCGACGCGGCGGCGGGCGCUGCGCCGGCGGACGACGCGCCAGGCGAGGCGGGCGGGCCCAGCGGGCCGAGCGGCGCCGCGGCGGGCGCGACCUAGACGCCGCGCGCCACGUCGGGACCUCGCGCCGCACGACCAGCGCUCCAGCCCACACGCGACCUAGUGAUAGUUACUUUCGUGUUGGCCAUCGGGAAAAUUACAUGCAUAAUAAUAGGUGUUUUCGGCGAGUAAUCGUGUGAUACUGUAGUGUAAUUGUCGAUAAAGCUUGAGCUGUCGUAGUCGGUAAGAAGGGUAAAUCCGUUGUAGAUUCUAAACCGUCGCGAUGUGAUUACUUUGUACUUUUGUAAGCUCAAAUUGUCCCCUUAUGUACAUACCUUAUAUGCUGAGUUUGAAUGUUUAUUUAGUAAACGACAGAUAAUAACCGUCUGGAUAAAUUGUUUUGUUUUAUUUUCAUUUUAAAAUCUCGUCAGAUUCUGUCUCUUUUAAAUGGUUUCGCUUAUAAACUGUAGCCUUAAUGUACUCGGUGUGAGACGUUUUUAUCAUAGAGAGAGGUUAGUCACCUGUUUGUUUCACUUGAAUCACCUAUAUCGAGGGGUAGCCACAUGAUACUUACCUUGCUUGGGCCGUGUAAUCAGUAGGGAAGACAUAUUCAGUAGUGUAUUAGAGUAUUUAUUGUUGAAAAGUAUCACUACUCAACAAACUUUUAAGAAGCGUAUGCCUAGUGUUAUUUCAACGAUGAAACUUAGCAAACGGAAUAUUAUGUUGCAACAAUAGUACGCAUUGUAAAUUUUUAUAACUAGCGUAAACUGAUCUCUCAGAUAAUUUAUAAUAAUGAUAUGAUAUCUCAGAAUAUUUGUAUAAACAAUUCAGAGAGUAUAAAUUUUAGAUGUAUUCACAUAUAUAUUUGUUUUUGGCAACUUCUAUGUUAAACAUUUUUUGCUGUGUAUUUUGAAUUAUCCAAUGCUGGAUAAAUGUAAUGUACCUAUUUAAUAAUAGCACUGUCGGUGUCCUAAUUAUAACGACAUAGUUUUUGGAUAAUAUUGUAUUCUAUAUUCAAUAAAUGAUAUUUCUAUUAUAUGAAAUUUGUCAUUGAGAACACUAUGGUUAUUAGUAGUCAUUUAUGAAACGAUGUUUAAAUAAUGGUAAAUUUCAUUGUCAUAGUUUUAAGUAUUCGAGUAAUUUCAUUUUGCACUUCGAUUUUGAAUACAGUUACAAAUUAGGAAAGGUUUAAAACUAUAAGUAUAGACUAACAAAAUCUUUUCUUCAUGGUGUAGAAGUAGCCUAAACGCAAAACUUAUUGGUGUAAUGUUGAUUACCUCUUGCACCAUUAUAUCGAAAAACCUGGUGUUUUAAUAUUCAGGCAUUUGAAUAGCACGAUUUUAUAAAUACCUACCUAUAAUAUAAUAUUUUAGUCUUAUUUGGACCAACUCAUGGUAACAUGUCAACUGUGCAUGAGAAUAUUGAUUGAGCCAAAAUCUAAUGAAAUAACAGUAAUCAAUAAUACAGUUAAUUGUUACAUUCUCAUCAUAUUAAGUAGGUACUUGAAUAAGUUUUCACUGUAUUUUUAAACACUCCCAUGUUUAUGCGAAUGGUAAAGUUGGUAUGUAUGGUUGCCUUUGAAUCUUUGAGCGACAGUUGGAAGUUUUUAUCACAGAAAUGAUGUAUCUAUCUUUUAAUGUUUCGAUCAAGCUUUUCUUAAUAUCUUCUAAUCGUGGUAUGUAAGACUGUUUUUAUAUUUAGGAUCAUUAUUUUUUGUUGCGAAUCCAAUCUUAACUCUGUGUCCGAAAAUACUUAGGUUUGCGCAAUGUAUUCUUAUUCCAUUCUCCUAUCUACCAACUUGUGCAAAUACACAAAUGAUUGACAGGACUACCCUACCACCGUCAAUCAUUUGUUUUAAUAAACAACAAUCAUUUUUAUUAUUACAUAAUUUCCUUUUAUAUGCAUUAUUACUAUUCCAUCUGCAAUACAUGAAAUUGCAACUCCAAUAUUUGAAGAAAACAGAGAAAACUUAUUCAGGACCUAAUAAAUAGUUUUAACUGCUUAGCUGAUUCGAUAUAAUGAUAAUUAUCCAUGUUUUUCUAGGCUUAAACCAGGGCCCCGACCAUUAAAAUAAUUAACUAUAACUUUGAUUGUGUACCAUGUUACAACAGGACAGUGUUGAACUCGGUCUUUCUACUAGAUGGCAUGGCGGUGUUUUUAGGUGGUCCUUUUCUUGUUACACCGUGUCUAUGCCUUUGUGAAGAAUCGAGUUCAUUGUUAGGUACGCCUGUAAUUACUUAUAAAUUAUUGUAUUUUAAAAUAAGCGCGCUGAAGCCGCGUUUCGCUUUGAAAUCACAUGAUAGUGGAUCUUAGUUUUUGUCGUUAAGGCUAUUAAUUUGCUGGAACACCCAUAUAAUUCGUGUAAAUAUAUUAUAAUUAUCUUUAUGGUACGACUCUUGAGUGACGCGUGCGCGCGUGUCGGUGGCAGCGGAGGGAGCGUGACGAGUUUCGCCACCUUACCGCAGCGGACUCAGUAAGAGACAGUAGUUUAGAUAUUACAUGUAUUUUAUUAAGUCUAUCUAUCUAAUAUGAAUUUUGUAAUCGACGUUGCUUCUUAAGACCUCUGUGUAAAAAAAUUAUAAGACAUACUAGUGACCUGAAUAUUUGAAGCGAUGUUAUUAAAAUCUUUAUCCCACUGAAUUCUCACUUUCACGAUUUGCGUGCACAUUUACAACAUGAGAAUUUUCCGUAAAAUACAUAGUUUGAAAUGGAGUUAUGACUUAUUAUAUAAAUUAUUUAAAGUAAAAUUUUCUUACUGUAAUAUUAAAUUUAAUAGUGAGUGAAAUUUGUAUUUGUUUUCAUAUUUGUUUUACUGAAUUUAAAUACUUCAUAACCCUCAUAUCGUUGUUAGUUAUGAAUGAAAAUAACAUAAUUAUUAAAAGUAAAUAAUUAAAUGAAUAGUAAAUAUGG
Molecule: messenger RNA, 4626 nt
Organism: Spodoptera exigua (beet armyworm)
Lineage: Eukaryota; Metazoa; Arthropoda; Insecta; Lepidoptera; Noctuidae
Source: the annotation of a GenBank genome assembly